AAUUCAGAUUUGUUUUCUCGGAUUUAUUAUUCGUUUCUUCUUGGUGGUGGUUGUUGUUGGGCUAUUCUGAUCUUAAUUACUUCGGAUCGAUCAAGUGUUCUCUGCAUGAUGCACGUCGAUUGUGGAUUUUUUCUUGUGGUUUCUUGCCGGGAUUGCCUGAUCUUCAUGAAUUCAAGAAGCCCUGUCGCGUCUGCUGUUUCCUGCCAAACGGGAAACAAGAACAAGUUCCUUCUCUGGAUUUUGUGCUGCUUCUUCCCACGAUUUUUUGGAAGCCCUGUUGCAUUAGUUAACUUCUUUCUGUUCAAGGCUAUUGUUAGGUGGCCAUCACCAUCAGUCCUGAUUUAGACUCUUGAUUGGGAUCAUUUCCUGGAGUUUUAACUCAAUCUGCCAAUCUUGUUUUAUCGUUGGGAUCAUCAUGGUUUCCUCUCAAUUUUCGAAAUUGGCUGGGACCAACCUGCUGAAGCCUUUCAACAAUCAUAUGCUUCUUUCUGGAGAAGCCCCUGAUGUCUUUUCAUUUGACCAGGUUGACUUGGAUUUCUCCGAUGUGUUUGGUCCUGCACCAACUCCUACGACUUUGCCUCUGAUAUCUGAAGAGUCCACCAAUUUUGUGGUCCCAACAGCUGUGAAUGAUUUAGUUUAUGAUGAACCAGCUGUAGUAUACAGCCGUUCACAUUCCUUUGUUGGUCCCACAACUUGUGUAAACCAACUAUCCAAGCUCGGCAAGCUCACAUUGCAUGAGAGAGAUGACCCACUGGAACUUGUUGGGGAAGUUGAUGAGGAUGCUCAUGAGAACUUUUCUGAAUCUUCUAUCGAGAAGAUUAUUUCGGAGCAGUCUAUUAGUCAAGCUGACAGCAAAUCGGAGAAGCCAAUCGGGCUUGAGGACUUUGAAUUUUUGAAACUUGUUGGGCAAGGUGCAUUUGGGAAAGUGUACCAGGUGAGGAAGACUGGUUCGUCAGAAAUCUUUGCGAUGAAGGUGAUGAGGAAAGAUAAAAUUAUGGAAAAAAAUCAUGCUGAGUACAUGAAAGCAGAGAGGGACAUAUUGACACAGAUUGAUCAUCCUUUUAUCGUUCAACUCAGAUACUCCUUCCAGACGAAAUAUAGAUUAUACCUUGUGCUUGAUUUUGUUAACGGGGGUCACCUUUUCUUUCAACUCUAUCACCAAGGAUUAUUCAGAGAGGAUUUGGGGCGUAUCUAUACUGCUGAGAUUGUCUCUGCUGUUGCUCACCUCCAUGCACAUGGCAUAAUGCAUAGGGACCUGAAACCUGAGAAUAUUCUUCUGGAUGCAGAGGGGCAUGCAAUGCUAACUGAUUUUGGUCUUGCAAAACAAUUUGAUGAGGAAACAAGAUCCAACUCGAUGUGUGGAACACUGGAGUAUAUGGCACCUGAAAUUAUUCUUGGAAAAGGCCAUGACAAGGCAGCUGACUGGUGGAGUGUGGGGAUUCUCUUGUACGAAAUGUUGACAGGGAAGCCACCUUUUGUUGGUGGAAAUCGACAAAAGAUUCAACAGAAGAUACUGAAGGACAAACUCAAGCUGCCAGCAUUUUUGUCCAGUGAUGCUCAUUCUCUAUUAAAAGGGCUGCUUCAGAAGGAUGCGAGCAAGCGGAUUGGAAGUGGGCCAAGAGGCAGUGAUGAGAUUAAAGGCCACAAGUGGUUCAAGUCCAUCAACUGGAAGAAAUUGGAGGCUCGAGAAAUUCAGCCAAGCUUCCUUCCUCAAGUGGCAGGAAAGCACUGCGUUGCCAACUUUGAUGAGCGGUGGACCAAAAUGCCCCUGCUAGACUCCCCAGCCUCAAGCCCAAAAUUUGCGGAGAACCCCUUCAAAGGGUUCAGUUAUGUGAGGCCUGCAGGCCAGUUUCUGCAGGUGAAUUGACCACACUGCAAACUGUGUGUGUAGAGACUAGACAGAUCAAAUGUUUUUUCCUGUUAUCUCCAUCUUUUGAUCUCUAGAUGGACAAAAGUGCAAUUCUCUUUAGUUUGUUUGUUUGAUUGGAAUAGGACUAUGGUGCCGGCUGUCUCAUCAAUUGUGUUUUAAGGUUACUGUUGAUUGAUUCUUCGGUCAUUUUCCAUAACAA
Messenger RNA from Sesamum indicum (sesame), 2069 nucleotides. RefSeq names its product serine/threonine-protein kinase AtPK2/AtPK19. The record is from RefSeq and is a predicted model, not a curated record. Gene Ontology annotation, biological process: protein phosphorylation. Lineage: Eukaryota; Viridiplantae; Streptophyta; Magnoliopsida; Lamiales; Pedaliaceae. Gene Ontology annotation, molecular function: protein serine/threonine kinase activity; ATP binding.